This is a messenger RNA of Ricinus communis (castor bean), 3407 nucleotides long. RefSeq lists its product as uncharacterized. The record is from RefSeq and is a predicted model, not a curated record. Bases 1055 to 3106 code for a protein of 683 amino acids. Gene Ontology annotation, molecular function: chromatin binding. The transcript has 6 exons. Lineage: Eukaryota; Viridiplantae; Streptophyta; Magnoliopsida; Malpighiales; Euphorbiaceae.
CGUUUUACCAAACUGUUAACUUUUUAUAAUUUUUUUCUCCUCCUCUCAACCAAUUUUCUCUACCCUUUCUUUCUCUUAAUCAUCACCUGCAUGCCAAACGCUUGCUGCUCUCAUAAACACUAAUAAAUGAAAAAUGGCUUCUUUCUUGAUUCUUUCUUCUCUUCUCACCUUGUCACCUUCUCUGCACUCUCUUUUUUUCUCUUCUCUCUUUCGCUGCCCACUGAAACAACUCCAAAACCUCAUGCUUUCGCCAGUAUCUUGGUAAAACCACCAUCACUAGUUCUUGUUCUUUGAAAAAAGAAAAUACCCAUCUUGGGAUUAGUGUUUUGGCGCUUGGAUUCUUGUUUUCUUGUGUAAACUCGGAUGCCCAUUUGGUUUUUUUAAUGAUUCUGUUAGUUGAUUUAGUCAAAGCCAUAUAUUGGUGUUUCUUGGCGUCUUCUAACUUGAACUUCAGUUUUCUUGACAUUGUUGCUGAUCUACUUUCAGAUCUUCAAAGAAUUGAUUUUUCUCUGUUUUGGUCAGUUUUCUCGAGUACUUACUUGUUUGGUAGAGUUCUUUGAGCUUUUGAGCUCAAACUUUGUUGUGGGUUUUAGGGUUUUGUUUAUUUAACUUUCUUAGCUGCUACCUUAUUUGUUCUUUGAUUAGAAUUGUAACUGUUUAGAAUCUUUUGGCCCAUUUCCAAAUAAAUGAUGUUGAAUGGUGUUGACAAUCUUUAGCAAUUGUUACCGCCAUGGAGCACAAUCUAGCUUAAAGAUUAGGGUUGCUGAUCUAAUUUUGUUGCUUGAGCUGUAUCAUUAGGUCAGAUUGGUAGCUAUCUGCUUUUUAUGGUAGGUUUUUUUUAGUAGUUCCGCUUGUGGGCAGAUAGUCUUGGGUGUGCUAGGGUUAAUUACUUUAGGACAAUUAUUUACUGCUACAUUCUGUGCUUAGGUUGGAAAUUCUAUGAUCGUAACUAUUUAGGCAUCCACCGAUUAGGGUUUUUUUAAUGGCUAUGUAAUUAGGAUUUUUAGUGGGAUUCUGGUGUUUUAUAAGCAUUAUCUUGGUGCUCUGUGUCAAGAUGACCGGAAGUGGCCACUAUUUUGUGGAAUGGAAAGAGCAAUUUGUUUCGCAGGAGAGGGGGAACCGUGUGGUUCACUACUUCUUGAAGGAUUCUGCUGGAGAAUCUAUCCUUGCAGUUGUGGGUACUGAGAGGAGUGUUAGGCAUAUGUUCUAUGUUGUUGCUGAGGAAUUUGUUCAGGCUUAUGGUACAGAACAUUCAAUUCAUGCUGGUUUCAAAUGGAGGUCAAGAAGGGAGGUUGUAGAUUGGCUUACUUCUAUGCUAUCAAAGCAGCACCUACAGGGUGAUCGGUCCAAAUCCCCAAAACAUGAUCUAACACAAGUUUUGGAAUCUCCCGAGUAUUCCAUGAAUGGACUUGGCCAUCAACAGACACAGGGCCGUCUUUCUAGAAACUUGAGUGGACAUAAUUCGGACAUCAUCUGGUCAGGCAUUGCAUGGGCAUGUGGCAAACAGCUCAAACAUUAUCCAGCUUUCUGCAGAAAUGGAAUUACAAUAGCAAUCCAAUCCUUUGUUUUUGUUAUGGCUAAAGGAGAGAAUCAUUAUCUUGCUUAUUUGGAGGAUAUGUAUGAAGACAAGAGGGGACAGAAGAAAGUCAAAGUCAGGUGGUUUCAUCAUAACCAGGAAGUCAAGGGUGUGGUUCCUUUAAGAAAUGCUCACCCAAUGGAGGUUUUCAUUACCCCUUAUUCACAGGUUAUUAGUGCAGAGUGUGUUGAUGGUCCUGCAAUUGUCUUAACUCGUGAGCAUUAUGAGGAAUGCCUAGCUGCUUUUCCUGAUGCUUUAUCAACUAGAAUACAUUUGUGCUUUAGGCAGUUCAGAAGCAAUAAAAUAAAGCCUUUUGAUUUGAGUAAAUUGCGUGGGUACUUCGAUCAGCCAAUUCUCUCUUGUUUGAAUUCCAAGUCGUUGCCUGGGGUUGACUCAAUAAGCUAUGGCCUCACUGGUGAAGAAGAUGAAGAAUUUAGCCCAGAUGACAAUGUGAAGUUGGGAGCCAAGAGGACCAGAAGCGGCAAGAGUGAAACAUUUGUGACAGGUCAUUCAGGAAUUGGCAUUUCUGGUAAUCAGAUGAUGUCUUUUGGGCCUUCAUAUCUGAACAUAAGAUUUGGUAUAUCAGGCAAGAGAUUGCUUCCCCUCAAGAAUGUUGCAUCUCAGCUUCGAUACAGCCCACUGUUUAAGGUUGAUGAAAAGAUUGAACUCUUGUGCCAAGAUAGUGGUAUACGAGGCUGCUGGUUUAGGUGUACCGUCUUGCACGUGUCCCGAAAACAGAUAAAAGUCCAAUAUGAUGAUCUGCGAGAUGAAGACGAGUAUGGCAAUCUUGAGGAAUGGAUCCCAGCUUUCAAAGUGGCGGUACCUGAUAAACUUGGCAUGAGGUUCUCAGGGCGCCCAACAAUUCGACCAGUCCCUCCACAAAAUGAACAAACAGAUCAUGCGCUGGAGAUCGGCUCUGCAGUUGAUGCAUGGUGGAGCGAUGGCUGGUGGGAGGGGGUGGUAACGGGAAUUGAUAGCAGCACUGAUGAUAUUCUGCAAGUUUACUUUCCUGGUGAAAGCUUCUUCUUGAGCGUGCAUAAAAAGGACCUAAGAAUUUCCAGAGAUUGGAUGGGCAAUCAAUGGAUUGAUAUUCAGGCAAAACCUGACAUACUCCCAGCCAUAUCUGCAGCCAUCAGCCCAGGCACUAAAACGUCCAUGUCUCCAGCUAUUGCCAAGGACUUGAAGUCUGAUGGUCAUGCUAUUUCCUGUAAUGAAGGUCCAGCUAGUGCUGAACUCGAUAGUAUUGAAGAGAAAAAGGCUGACACAGCAACAUUAGCCAGUACUGAUAGCAUUCCGGAAAAUAUGGACUGUGAUGAUGAUAAGAUGCCUCCAUUAUCAGAUGACAAGGCUGAUGAGGAUGGUGGUAAUGACAUUAAUGUUGACCACGAUAAAGUAGAUAAAAUUGACAGUAAUGAUGAAGAUCAGGUUGACGGUGAUAUUAAGGGCAAAGAUGACAAGUUAGAUAUAGAGGUGUUUGAUGCUUCUGAUAAGAACUGUAAAGCUGUGGAACUGAUGGAAGUGACAGCAUAAGUGACAGCUCGUAUGAGAUCAUCUCAAGAUGUUCUUGAUGCCUUUGUAUAUAUUAACCUGAGAAUUGGAGAAACUUGUUGCACUUCAUUUUGGUUGGGUAUUUUAUAGAUGUACAGAAAUCAUAUUAGAUUUUAUCUGGUGUAACUGGUAUGAGAAUUGGGAUUGGCAAUUUCAAUUCCCUUGGUUAGAAGCCCCCAAUUGAGGCGGAUCUCCUAAAGUGGUUCCUCACUUGAUGUGCUUCUUGCUUGUAAGUUGUGCUCUCAUAAUAUUAAAAGUUAUAUAUAUACAGGACUCCUUUGAA